This is a messenger RNA of Macrobrachium nipponense, 1397 nucleotides long. Its product is annotated as E3 ubiquitin-protein ligase RNF13-like. The record is from RefSeq and is a predicted model, not a curated record. NCBI's taxonomy places the organism in Eukaryota, Metazoa, Arthropoda, Malacostraca, Decapoda, Palaemonidae.
ACAAUAUUACAUUCUGUAGUACUGGACAGUAUUAUGUCCAAGGAGUGUAUCCACUGAUACAGCAGCAAUAUCACACAAUUUUAGUGGAAGAUGAAAGACUUGUAGUGACAGUGACAGUGAUUGAUUUCAUCAGUGAAAAGGCAUAGUAUGUGAUAGAUACCAAACUCAGUUUUGGGGCCAAAGUUAUCAUCAUAGGUGACCAAGUGAUGAGGCCCACACUAAGAUAGGACCCAACUGAAGAGCUGUUAACUACAUCUUGAUUGUUACAGCAGGGAGACACCAAAGAAAAAGACAGUAUUAUGGAGGUUGAUAUAAAAUCAAACAAGAUGAUGUUGGGAGCAUUUUGGAUGCUCUCGCUGCUCAUUCAACAGAGUCUAAGUGACGUUAUUGUUAUAUCAGCCAUUACAAAUAAAACUAUCACCACUAUUGCAGAUUACCCUGCCUCAUUUGGUCCACCCCUACCACUUGCAGGCUUCAAGGGUUAUGCAACAUAUGUUGAGCCUCACAAUGCUUGCAUCGUUCCAGACCCACCUCCUGUUAUUGCUAACUAUAGUGGCCUUUGGAUAGGCAUUGUUAAGAGGUAUAAUUGUACAUUUGUGGAGAAAGUACUAAAUGCCCAGCAUGCAGGCUAUGAUGCUGUUAUUGUCCAUAAUGUUGGAUCGAAUAUGUUACAGCCGAUGAAUGCCAAAGAUAGAGGUGAUGAGGUGGUCAUUCCUUCAGUAUUUAUUGGUGAAGUCGAUGCUUUGAUGAUCAUAGAAAACUUCCUGUACACAAAGAAGUUCAUCUUGGAUAUUACUGGUGACAUCCCUUUCAACCUGCAAAACUAUCUGGUUCCUUUUGCCAUCACUAUAGGGAUUUGCUUUAUUGUAAUGCUCACCUUUAUGAUUGUAAAGUGUGUGCGAGAUUACCGCCGCUCUCGGCGUCAUCGCCUUUCUUCCAGAGCCUUAAAAAAGCUUCCAGUUCACAAGUUCAAAAAGGGGGACCCUUAUGAAUGCUGUGCAGUCUGCUUAGAAGAUUAUGUCGAUAAUGAUAAGCUUAGGAUAUUACCUUGUUCACAUGCUUAUCACUGCAAAUGCAUUGAUCCAUGGUUAACAAAGAAUCGUCGGGUGUGCCCCGUUUGCAAGCGGAAAGUAAUCACGGGGGAUGAACGACCCUCAGACUUAGACACAGAUUCUGAAGAUGAAAAUAGUCCCCUCAUAAAUUCAGAUGGUGGAACUCAGGGUGGCACAUUUAAUGAGCAGCGGGAAAACCCGUUUCAAGAAGCUCAGCGUUUAGCUGAGAGAAGACGUAGGAAUAGAAGACCAUCUCGUCAUGUUGAAUGUGGCCCAGAGGGUUAUCAGCGCUUGGGAUCAACAGAUGACGAUGAUGAUGAUGAAAGGAGGAGAAGAGGAAGAUAG